CUCAGCAUAAUCCCAUUCCAAACUCUCUCUCUCUCUCUCUCUCUCUCUCUCUGUUUCUCUCUCUUCCCGAAUACCUCCAUUAAUGGAGGGCGCUCAUGUCCUCUCGCUCUCCGACCUCCUCCGCGCCUCUCGUCCUCUCACCGGCGCCUCCUCCCUCGUCUCUGUUCCCACCUCGCCACGCCCACCCCCUACGAAAAGAUCCAGAGUCGAAACCCUAAACCUCGAUCACACUACAAACCCUCUCCUGUUCUCCGAUCUAAGCCCUAAUCCUAACCCUAACCCUAACGCCUUCUUACCGAUCAAGCGCCCCGUGCUACUCAUCGGCACCGUGGAUUUGCUUCCUCCCGACUCCGAUAGGUGCAGAGGGUGCGAGAACCAUUGUCUCUCGUUCUCCGGUGGGUCCUCUAGGGUUUGCUGCUACGUUCUUGACUUUGAUCCCGAGAUCCUCCGCAGGGAGAUCGCCGUACUCGCUUGGAAUUUUCUCCCUUUCGAUCGAGAAACGGGCGUAGGCGGUGGCGGCGGAGUAUUGGAAGUGAUUAGGUGGCGCUUUACGGGGCCGGCAACGGCCUUUGAUGGAGGCUUCUUGCUCUCGGCUCUGUCGAUCGGUUCGCAUCAAGAAACCAACUCGGUUGUUCGGUCUCGUAAGAUUGGUGUUGUAAGAUCGAUCAGCCUUGUCUUUAAGGUCCCUUAUGCGACACAACAUGACGGAGGGGACUCUGUUGGAUUUCUUGCUGAGAUUUUAUCAUGUGAAUGUGAUUCUUGUAGCAGUGCUUUAAUGAGACAAGGUACUGAUAACUGUUUUGUAGGAGGAAACGAUGUACAUAAAUUUACCAAGCCAGUAUUUGUAUAUUUCCUCAAUCCGUUGUAUACCUGGCGCCCUGUUCUUUCUAAGAUGAUUGGGAAAUUAGUAGUGCUCUCAGGAUUGAAAAAAAAGUUGGUUUUUGUUGGAGAGGAAUCGUACACAAUGUUUGUCUCAACAGGGAGAACCACAUUGUCUUUGCGUGGGUUGUCUACAGGAACUCUACCUUCAGGUGGAAUGACGGCAAAAGACGGAGAGUGUAAUAACAGUGUGUAUAGCGGGACCAUUACUGGGAUUUACAUGCAGGGUAUGGUGGUGGAGUUGGAUCAGAAGGUGUUUCUUUUAAUUAAUGAUCCGCAGCUUGCACCGCAUCAUUCUUUUAGAUCUGGUGCUAUUGUUUCUGUCAGGAAUUUUCAUUUAGUUCGACCAAAUUUUGCUUCGAUCAAGAUGGUUUUACUUUGUACAUGUGUUAAAACCAAUAUUGAUGUCGAGUCCUUUUCACUUAUUGAGACCAAAUGCCAUUUAAAGAUUCAGAGUAAGAGCCUACUGGGGAAGUUUAUUAAUUCGUUGACAUUUUCUGCUAGAUUUUGGGUAUUACUUCUGGUCUCUUCCUUUAAGCAGAAAUUUCAAAGUGUUUGCUCAGAAAUGGAAAUCCUGGGCUCAAAUAAUAAGGAAGGACUGGUUCAAACCUAUGCUAGUAGAUGGUUGUCUCCAAAUGACUACCAACCUAAGCAUGGGAUUUUUAUGGAAUUCUGCAAACAUGAUUCAUGUAUGUAUAAUUCAGAAUCGGAUUUGAAGUCGCUUAAAUUGGUAAUACCCCUCUCUAAUCUUAUCAGCAAAUGUGAAGAAAUAUGGGUGUCAUUUAUAUUAAAGAGACAGAAAGAUGCUGAAAAGGGUGGGCUGAGGCACAAUUUGAGCCAUUUCAUUCAUGAAGGAACAUCAUGUCGUCGGUUUAUUAGAAGAAUAAUACCAAGUGAAGACCUGGGCUUUAUUUUACUGGGAAGUAUCAAGACUUCUUCACCUUCAGGAAGGUUACAAUUGGUUGAUGCUACGGGAAAUAUAGACGUUGUUAUACCAGACCUGGUAUCAAAUGUCAAUUGCCAUAACAUUUAUGAGAUUAGAGAAUACAAGCUUGUUCUUGAAGGUUCACCAACUCAACUAGAUAAUCAGCAAUAUGAUUUUGGCCCGCUGCUUACCUGCAGGGCUAUAUUCCAACAGUUCUCUUGCAGAAAAAGAUUAAAUAACAUUACGAUGUACGUCCACUUCAAUCUCAGGGACUCAAAUUGUCUCCAUGUUUCCUCCUGUGCCCCUUCUCAUGAGGUUGCUUGUGUUGGAUUGUUUCAUCUGCUGCUCGUAAAACAUAAAUUUCCUUCAACCGAUAAUUUUCCAGAUGAUCCAAAAAUGUGGAACUGCUCUAGUUUGUUUGCUGAGGCUUUGGUCUUGCCUUAUAAUCUCAAUUUUCCAGAGAAAAGUGGAAAUAUCCAACCAACAGAGAUUGUUCAAGAUAUGCUAGAUGCACAGAAAUUUGUCCAUGUAUUGAGUAGAAUUACAACUACUGGCUCAGCCAGUAACCUUAGGGCAUCUGAAAGGAAAUUUUGUCAUAAUCCUUGUUCUUUUUCCUUCAGAAGUGCCAGUCUUCAUGGGACACUGAUGCCUGCCCGUGUACAUAGAUCAGAUGGCAAUUGUUUUAAGGAUUCAGUUGAUGGCCAACAUAAUAUGAGGAUUCUGCUAGAAUUUAAGGCUGAUAGCUUUAUCUACUACCAGUUGCUGCGGAUAGGUGGAUAUUAUCUUCUAAAAUGUUCGAGCGAUGGCCUUACAUGUAAUCUGAAAGGCUGUGAAUGUUUUGCGUGUGGUAAAACUUGUAUUGACUCUCAAAAUACUCUUCGGAGUGUUUCAAUCAUAUUUAAUGGUUGUAACAAUCAUAAAGGGUCUCGUGAAGAACACACUUCUGAAGUUUCUUCAGGGAGAGCUGGUGAACCAAGGAGCCACUAUGCAACUGAGCUACUACUAUCGAGCCCUUUGGAACAUUUUCAUGAAACUUCAGAUUUUCAUCUGGAUUUAUUGAAUGAAGAGCAUCUGUUAGGGAUUCUUCCUCGUCCAAGUGAGGUGUUAAGUGUAUCGUCAUGCAUUCGUAUGAUGACCGCUGAGUUUAGGACUACUGGGAUUAGUGAUUUGCAAGGCCACUGGUUGCCCCAAGGAGAUCUAGUCUCUUUAAAUGGAAAUAUAGAAGAUGUUCAUUUAAAUGAUUGCAAAUCUACAUCUUUUGUGAGCUUUAGAUUUCUGACUGGUAGUGACCAAAGAAGAAUCUCUAGUGUCUGCAUUCAUGUGGCAGAUGAUACUUGCGUGGUGCAAAUUUCUGGUCAUUUGAGCAUGCGUGCCUGUCCUGUUGGAUUUAGACCAGGAGUAAAAGCAACAUUCCACCGGGUAUUGAUGAUGUGCUCUUCUAGUGGAAGACAUGCAUUGUUAUUUACCCCGGUAACUUUUAUUGAAAUUAACUCCAUCAGAGAAGUUGUUGACGAGCAGAGUGAAGAACGGAUGGUACUGCCUACCAGGUUAACUUUUCCAACUGAGCAUUUAUCUGACACAAUUCCGUUAGGUCUCUUCUUGCAGCUAGUGAGAUCAAUGGACAGCAAGCUUACUAAGGUCCGCUGCAGGGUUGUGACUACCCAAUUUUUGGUGCUUGAACAUUGUGGUCAUGAUUCCAUGAAUUCAGAACAAUGCAGAUUGUGUAGUAUUCCAAAAGUUAAUAUUCCAAUAGCUGGAUUUGUUAUGGAUGAUGGAUUGUCGUUGUGUUGUUGCUGGGCUGAUAGAGAUCGUGCUGGAAUGCUACUUAGGCUGCAGGAAAAUGCAAAGUAUGUGUUUAGUGAUGCCAAGGUCUUCAAAGGAGGAGGCAAUACUGGAAACUUACAACAUACAGUCGGUUAUCACUUGCAAAAGAUGCUAAAAAAGCAUGGCAGGGUCAUCGUCAAAAACCAUGGAAUAGCAGCCGAGUUAUCAUGUCAAGAUUUGACAUUUUCUUGUGAUUCAGAUAAACAUUUCAGUAGCUCAGAAGAAAGGCUCCUUAAGUUUAUUAUUCUUAAUGCCUGUCAAGGAUCUGUUUUGAACAUUGUUGGUUCGGCACUGGAUGCUAAUACCUUAAGGUGGUUAGACAAAGAGCUUCUGGAGCUCAGUACUGGCGUGCAGUCUAUGCAUAAUGCAUGGGUUAGUGAAGUUGAAUAUGUGGAUCCUUUGAAAGAAGCUUGGACCAUGCUUCAUAAUCUUGGAAUCAAGUAGCAUCAUCUUUUCCAUAUUUGAGCUGAAAUUCAUCACGGCGAUAAUUAAAUUGAGCAUGUGGUGUACUAAUACAUAGAAGCAGCACACAAAAAAGAAGUUUCAAGAGGUGGCGACAGCUACAACUCUUCAUUUGAACACACUAUCAACUCUUGGCUGGGCCUUAUUUAAAUAUGGGCAUAAAGUCAAAUCUGAGUACGACCAAAAACAUGCCAAGCUCACCAUAUUCAUGCCGAAGCUCACCAUAUUCAGCAAGGGAAAAAUCUUGAUGUCCACAGUGACGACUCUGAUGUUUGCUUUGCUGAUCAAUGAGCUUUUCUUUUCUUCAUGAUGAAGACUUCGUGAAUAGCAGGUAAAUCAGGAAAAUACGCUGGACCUCCCUGAACUUGUCUAGUUACACUUAGCCGCUCGAUCUUUGGCCUGACAACUGUUGCAUAGAUAGUGAGAAGCGGACAACUAAUAUGGCUUCCAUAUUUUGUCUGGAAAGCUUAAAGUUUGUGAUCAGACUAUCGACGCUGUUCGUACUGAGCAUCGAGGUCUUUCAAAUCUUGUGCAGUAUCACAGAGGUGGUUGGUCAUAUACUUGAUUUGUAAAGGCACAAUCAUAGCUUUUGUCUUAUGUACAUAAAGAGGAGUCAGGAAUUUGAGGGGAACCACAUAACCACUGAUGCUCUCGCGUAGUUCCUGUACCAUCUCAACUUAAUGCUCUUAGUUACUCUUGCUGGUAGUUCUCUUGUUGGUUUUCACAGAAAAACUCAGGAUUUGAGUGCAUAGAAAGAUCGGCAUCAGAAAAUCUUUUACUAAUGGAACUUGCUAUUUAUAGUGAGCGGACUUGAAAUUGCAGUCCAUGUGUUGCCAUUUUUUUUUUGUGAUGAAGUUGUGUCCAAAACUGUCACAGAAAAAACAGACAAAAAAAAAAUAAAAUAUCGAGAGGUGGAGGGCUGAACUGAACAAUGAGAUGUAGGUUGUACUUCAGAAGUACGUGAUGAAGCCUUGAUGGUUUCUGAUUGUGCAAGGUUUUGGUAAUAAAUGAGCAACAUACAGCCUAUAUUUUAUGGUACUACAAAAGUGAGGAUCUGGUCAUGAAGGGACCAUUCACAUUAAGAAAGAUAAUAACGGCCGUCAUCGUCUUAGUUAAUUUAAUUGACAGUUUUGCUUUUGUU
Molecule: messenger RNA, 5231 nt
Organism: Ananas comosus (pineapple)
Lineage: Eukaryota; Viridiplantae; Streptophyta; Magnoliopsida; Poales; Bromeliaceae
Product: CST complex subunit CTC1
Exons: 21
Coding region: 83-4072 (1329 amino acids)
Biological process (GO): positive regulation of DNA replication; telomere maintenance via telomere lengthening
Cellular component (GO): CST complex
Molecular function (GO): single-stranded DNA binding; telomeric repeat DNA binding
Source: RefSeq, a predicted model, not a curated record